AUGCGAAAACCCGACAGAGGCUGCGCGGCCCUUUGUAAGUUCUUCAGCCAUGAAGACUACCCAUCUCAAAAGGACUGCGAUGAACUCGCGGCAGAUAUUGCAUUGACCCAGCCAGGCACAUCUUCCAUUGAGCAAGGGUCUAGAAGCUACUCGGUCUUGGCUGGCGGUUACAUUAUCCAGUUCCGCGAGCCAUCGGCGAGGCUUGACAUGCGUCUGAUCCGGGCCGCCGAGACGACGUACGGUGGCUACGUGGGACAUGUCCUAGAAGAACGCGAGAUAGGCUGCCUAUGGGUGUACAGGUCCGUCCGCAUGAGAGGUGUGAGGCUGGAAGCUCUUCAACGCCAGCCAGCGCCCGAGCUGACCUCGUCUCCUCUAUUCCGGAUGAUUCCAAGUUUCGCAAGAUUUUGCGCUUCGGCUUGGAAGAACAAGCCCGCCGCCUUGCCGCCGCCCAGAGCGGGACUGCUCGACGAGUACACGACCAUGCUGGACCGGGUGCUCGUCCUGCUGCCGCAGCGAUACCACCGUGUGAUACGGUGGACGAGGGGGAACCUGCGCGUGCUCUUUGAGAGCAACUGGCCGAUGGUCGUCAACAACCUCUGUCUGCACCCGACCAACAUUGCCGUCGACGAGUGGACGGGCCACAUGCUCGGGCCCAUCAGCUGGAGCAAGGCCGAGAUCAGCCCGUUUGGCAUGUCCCUGGCCGGUGUGUACGUGCUUCUCGGAUUCGUGCAAGAGGGAAAGUGGAAACGUGUUCAGCACUACGAAGAGCUGCUCAGUCUCUUUUUCGACGUGCUGCUCAAGGAGAUGCGCGGGUCUCCUGGCCCCCCUUUCGAGACGGUCAUGACGUUGGCGGUUUUGUUGGAGCGCACGGCUUCGAUUGGCGAGCUGUGGCGGCAUAGGUCAAAGGUCUUUUCUUUUCGCGACCCUCAACUCAGUUUCCUUGAUUCGUCUCUGCCUUUAUAG
Akanthomyces muscarius is the source of this 963-nucleotide messenger RNA. RefSeq lists its product as uncharacterized. The coding region runs from base 1 to 963 and encodes 320 amino acids. Lineage: Eukaryota; Fungi; Ascomycota; Sordariomycetes; Hypocreales; Cordycipitaceae. The record is from RefSeq and is a predicted model, not a curated record. The transcript is spliced from 2 exons.